GAAGAAACUGCUGUACUGCAGCUCUGAACAUCUUUCUUACUCGUAGCAGUCAUAAUGGCAUCCAAGGUAGCACCGACAGGACUCAUUUUCCUCUGCCUGCUUCAACUGCGAGUUCAGGCGAAUGUGAACACAGCCGUCCUCAAUAAAAUGAUUCAGUAUUUUGACAAUAAUGUUCAACCCAAAACAAUGUCUGAUAUUCAAUAUGCAAUAGCGAUCAGUGUCCCAGAGCAACAGUGCACAGAUGAAACUUCUUCUAUUGAAACUGUGUUCAGCAAAGGUGAUGCAGAAAAAGUAAAAACAAUUCUCACUAAUGGUCAAACAUGUGAACUUUGUACAAACUCAGAGAAUGCACCAAUAAUUGCUGCAAGGCCAAAAUCCGAUAAGAUCCAUGCCGAGUAUGUUCUGCUGUAUCCUGUGGGUAAUUCUCUAAUGGACAAACUUUUAGAAAAGGCAAAGGAAAAUAACUGUGUGGUUUUCUAUACUUACAACUCACCUUGUGUGACAAAGUGCAUUAGUGGUGAGAAGAAUAUUAUUGAGGGUCUUUCAAACUGGAAAAAUAAGCGAAGUCAGGGAAUAAAUGUUUUUGUCUUUCGAACCGUCUGGCAUAAGGAUGCUUGGAGAAAGGACCUAUCAGAGGAAUUCAAAAAGAUUGAUGCAAUAGUGCCCCUUUAUCAAUGUUAUGGGGCUGAACGAAUUAACUGUUUUAAAUGUCGGGGUGAAAAAACAACCAGCUACUGCCUGGAUGUCCCAGAUAGACCAAAUUACUUAUUUGAAAUAAUGCUCUGAACUGAUUUUAAAUGCUUUUGCUUGCUUAAAUUAGAAAUGCAGUAGAUCUGUGUGUG
Messenger RNA from Paramisgurnus dabryanus, 842 nucleotides. RefSeq lists its product as uncharacterized. NCBI's taxonomy places the organism in Eukaryota, Metazoa, Chordata, Actinopteri, Cypriniformes, Cobitidae. The record is from RefSeq and is a predicted model, not a curated record.